CUUCAAAUCCAUCACCUUCUUCUCUUCCUCCUCCUUCCUCUAAUUCCCUUCCGCAGCACUAUCUUUUCUUCCUACAAUGGCAACUUCUGAAACCUACGAAAUGUCCAUUGGAUAUGAAUUAGCAGCUGUGCAGACUGAAUCAGGUUUUACUCUCCUUCAGCGCAACACAUCCCCACCACAGUCUGGUGAAAGGAGAGGAAGGAGAAAGCAGGCAGAGCCAGGGAGGUUCUUGGGGGUGAGAAGGCGGCCGUGGGGGCGGUAUGCAGCGGAGAUCAGAGACCCAACAACUAAAGAAAGGCACUGGCUUGGCACCUUUGACACUGCCUAUGAAGCUGCUCUGGCUUAUGACAGAGCUGCACUCUCCAUGAAAGGCACCCAAGCAAGAACAAACUUUGUUUACUCUAACAUUACUAAUUUCCAUUCCCUUAUUUCUCCUUUUGAUAUCCAAACCCUUCUGCCCAAAUCACAGAGUCUUACUACUGCUGGCACUCUGGCUGAACAGAGUAGUACCAAUCAUGGUAGUCCACCUCAACCUGAAAUGUGCCAUGUCAACACCAUUGUCCAACAAAACAAGGACACAUCAGCUGAUCAAACCCCAUGUGGGUCAGUUGAUGAUCAUACUAGCUUCUUCCUCUCUAGUGCUGAAAACGAUGCAAAUUCAGGAUACCUAGCCUGCAUUGUCCCUGGUAACUGCUUGAGACCUCCUCCUGAUACUUCUUCCAUUUCCAUGAACAAGAACUCCAAUGAAAAUCAAUCACAAUCUAAAAACUAUCACCUUCCCUUAGAGAAUGAUGAUAACCAGCCAAAGUACAGCAAUGUGGAGUUUCCCACCUUUGAUGAAAUGAAUUUUCAGGGUUUUUGGAGUGAGCAGCAAUCAUGGGGAGGACUGAACUCUGAUGAACUUUCUGUCAUGUUCAACAACCCAACUUCAUUGAUGAGGGAGGAAGAUGGGUGCAUUUUUUACCCAUUUGAUGAAAACUCCAGCAGUGGCUAGACUUCAAUUCCUUCUCUUUCUUACGGUGAUGUAGUUGAUUUGGGGCAUUCACUCUUUUGAAAUGUAUUUUUUUUGUUGUUGUUUUUUUUUUAAAAAAAUAAUUUUUUGGUA
This is a messenger RNA of Rubroshorea leprosula, 1105 nucleotides long. The record is from the annotation of a GenBank genome assembly. NCBI's taxonomy places the organism in Eukaryota, Viridiplantae, Streptophyta, Magnoliopsida, Malvales, Dipterocarpaceae.